Morus notabilis is the source of this 1619-nucleotide messenger RNA. RefSeq names its product probable aquaporin NIP5-1. Gene Ontology annotation, biological process: transmembrane transport. The record is from RefSeq and is a predicted model, not a curated record. Gene Ontology annotation, molecular function: channel activity. Lineage: Eukaryota; Viridiplantae; Streptophyta; Magnoliopsida; Rosales; Moraceae. Gene Ontology annotation, cellular component: membrane. Bases 422 to 1327 code for a protein of 301 amino acids. The transcript has 4 exons.
AAAAAAAAAAAAAACAACAGAUAUUUAUCUUUUCCAUGAAGAGUAGUGUCUAAGAAAAUUAUUUACCUGCGUCAUUAAUCUGGCCAACAAAAUUUCUCCUAUUCCUUAGAAACACAUUUAUAAAAAUCCUCAAAUCAUGUAACUUCCUUCCUCCAACUUCAGAUAUCCCAUAAACCAAAAAAAAAAAAAAAAAGUUAUAUAGGAAAAGUACAAUCUUCUUGAUUAUAUAUCCUCAUUAGAGCCCUAAGUCGUGGCCAAGAUUAAAGUGUCUCUCCUUUAGCACAACCUUUAUAAAAAUCACCAAACCAUGUAAUAUUUUCCUAUCCAAGGUUAUUAUUUUAUCCAUCAAUAUUUAGCUCAUCCUUAAAAAAAAAAAAAAAAAAAAAAAAAAAAAAAAAAAAAAAAUCGGAGUGGUAAUUUCAUGAUCAUGGCGGAAUCCGAGCCAGGAACGCCAUCGGCGUCGGUGCCGACCACGCCGGGGACGCCGGCGCCACUGUUCCCGUCGUUGAGAGUGGAUUCAUUGUCGUAUGAUCGCGAACGGAAGUCAAUGCCGAGAUGCAAAUGCUUGCCUGUUAGUGCACCUGGGUGGGCCCAACCUCACACAUGCUUCACUGAUUUUCCUGCCCCUACUGACGUGUCCCUCGCCCGCAAGAUUGGAGCAGAGUUUAUUGGGACAUUCAUACUGAUAUUCGCGGCAACAGCGGGUCCAAUAGUGAACGAGAAGUACGACCAUGCAGAGACAUUGAUAGGCAAUGCAGCAUGUGCGGGGCUGGCAGUCAUGGUAGUGAUUCUGUCGACGGGCCACAUCUCUGGUGCGCAUCUCAACCCGUCGCUCACCAUCGCUUUCGCGGCGCUGCGCCACUUCCCGUGGGUCCAAGUGCCGGCUUACAUAGCGGCUCAGGUCGCGGGUUCCAUUUGUGCCUCUUUUGCCCUUAAAGGAGCUUUCCAUCCCUUCUUGUCCGGUGGUGUUACGGUUCCUUCUGUGGACACUGCCCAGGCUUUCGCUCUUGAGUUUAUUAUCACUUUUAAUCUCUUGUUCGUUGUCACUGCAGUUGCCACUGACACACGUGCGGUGGGAGAGUUGGCUGGCAUAGCAGUCGGAGCUACCGUGAUGCUCAACAUUCUUAUAGCAGGGCCAUCUAGUGGUGGCUCGAUGAAUCCCGUGCGCACACUUGGACCAGCCAUUGCUGCUGGGAACUACACGAAGUUGUGGAUAUAUUUUGUGGCACCGACACUGGGUGCUCUAGUCGGGGCAACUACCUACGCAGCCGUCAAACUCUCCGAGCCACCAACUCCGACGACCCAGGUCAUGAGCUUCCGUCGCUAGCAGCUAGCUAGGAGCUGCGUGUGCGACAAAACUAUGAGUUUCAAAAAUAUAAUAAUUAAAAUAAUGCUUGUGCGCUAGUAUUAGUGCUCUAAUAAUAUUUUUCUCUAUAUUUGUGUUUGUCACACUUAUUCCUGUUUACCUCCCAUGUGGUAUGCCAAAAAAAAAAAAAAAAAAAAAAAAAAAAAAAAAAAAAAUUUUUUUUUAGAGGAAUAAAGGGCAUAGGAGACAGAGAAGUCCACUCUAACUCCACAUGACCCUCACAGUUGUGCUGUUUGUAUUUGGAGCUAGUUUU